Molecule: messenger RNA, 8493 nt
Organism: Neospora caninum
Lineage: Eukaryota; Apicomplexa; Conoidasida; Eucoccidiorida; Sarcocystidae
Exons: 13
Coding region: 1-8493 (2830 amino acids)
Source: RefSeq, a predicted model, not a curated record
AUGGACAAGUUCCUCCACGAGAUCGUUAUCGCGUCCCCAGGAGUCCUCUCCCCCUCGCGUCGGUCCGUCGUUUCUCUUUCCUCGUCGAGUGGCGGAAGCGCAUGUCCCUCUCCCUCGCCCUUUUCGUCGGGGACUUCCCCUUUCCCUUUCUCACGUCUGGCAUCCGCAUCGGCCAGCUCUCCUGCGGUCUGCCCGACUGGAGAGGCCGCCCUCGGCGCUGCCUCUGCGGCUACCUCCCCCGUCCCCGCUGAUCCUCUCGCGCUUUCCGCUCCCAGGCAAGGCGCACUACCGGGUCCAGAUGGUGCGCCUGCGGGUCCGUCCACUGCCGAGGCGUCUGGCCUGGCAGGCGAAGGCAGAGAGGCGGAAGGGAGUGGAGCGGCGGGCACUCCCCCGCCUCUCAUGUCGAGUACAGAAGCCACGCUCGCGGGAUUACGGAGGCCGCCUGUAAAGAAGAAGACACCAGCCCCCGAACAACUCCUCAAUAAAGGUUUUCUGCGUCACGGUUGGAUGCGCAAACAGCUGGCGGAGCGUCCAGCUGCGUAUGCUCUCUGUUUCGACUGGCGCGAGGCCUUUGCUGACCCGGCGGCGGCUCCGGCUCUGGUCUCGCCGGCGUCCCACGCAGGCGCGAGGCGAGACCCGCGGCAGCCUGAGGCGCCUUCCGCCCCCGCGACUCCACUCACUGCCGCUCCCUCGGCCUCUGCGGCCUGUCAUCAGGCGUCGCCUCUCUCUGCCUCUCUGCAACCCUGUUGUCGCUGCUGUCUGUACAACAGAGAGCUUCGCUCGAGGCAGGAAGAGCGGCCGUCUGCGGCGACGGCGGGAGGGUCUUUUCUGGGCACGAAGAAUUCCCCGACUUUAGAGGGAAGCGAUGCGGACGGAAACGGCGGAAACGGCGCGCUGUCAGAGCCGCAUGCGGGUCCGGGUGGCGGCUCAGAAGACCAAAACGCGAGUGGAGACAGGUGUCCGCCCGGAUCGCCACACUGCUGCCGAAAUGAAAACGCCGAUGGGAGGCUCUGCUGUGCACAGGCAGCCUUGCAGAGCUGUCCCGCGAGCGACGAGACGAAGGGGAAACGAAACGCAGAGGGGGAAAGCGAGCAUGCACCAGCCGCGAUUCCUAGGUCUCCUCAAGUCAAUGCGGCAACAGACGCAACAGAGACACUGGUCGCAGGCCUGGAUGCCCGAGAAGUCGCCAUCGCGAGAGCGGAGAGAGCCGCGCUGGCCCUCAUUGAGCGAAUUCGAGACCGGGUCCACAGAAAGAAAGUCGCUCCCAAGAUGAUUCUGUUCGUCAUUCUGCCGGCCGGUCUGCCGGACCCGCAGGGUGCAGUGGGCUGCCUGCGUCGCUUGAAUCCAUCGGAAAUCGCCGCCCUCUUCGUCACCUGCGGCAUCGACGACAUUCAGACCAAGAUGGAGCGCCUCGAACAGGUGGCUUACGACUGCGCUGUGGAGCACUACGAGAACGAGGCGCGGCGGUACAGGAAGCAAAUUCACCACGCACCAAAAUGUGCAGACCGCAGUCAAUCGAACGCGUGUCAUGUCUACCAUGUCCGUAGCCUGGUGAAGGCGGGGUACAUGCUCGAGUUUGCUGGCCAGCCGCACGGGGCGAUGAAGUCGUUCAUAGCGGCCUGGCAGUUGCUCACGACCGACAAGCAGAUGGCGACUGCGGUGGAACGAGUGGCGCUGUGCAACGUGCUCUCCGUCCGCAUGUACCACAUGUACUUUCAAGCGAACGAGCCGGCGAAGGCGGCGCACCACGCACGCGAGCACCGAGCCGUGUUGCGCGAGAAUCCGGAAGACGAAGAACUCUUCGGGUACCUGCUGCCGCAGUGGCUGGCCGAGCUGCACGAGUUGCUUGCCCAUCUCCAGCAAGAGGCCUUGCUGACGCAGCACCGCCUCCACCAGGCGCAAGCACCCGCGGGGCCCGACGCGCCUGCGUCCCCGUCUCUGGCGUCCGGACCACCCGCUGGGAGGCGCCACGCCGGCGACGAAGGAGGCGAGCCCAAACGUCAGGGGUUCGCCUCGGCCCUCGGCUUUGGGCGCAACGGACGGGAAGGCGAAGGCCUAGGCUUCUUUGGCGCGAACGGGCUCCACUUCAACAAAUGGGGUCUCGGCCGAGACGCGGGCCGGACUGCCCCGCCGUCGGGGAGCGGGGCGCGCGGGGCGGGUCGAGAAGCGGGGGCGUCUCACGGCGAGACGAGCCUCGCGUUGUUCUCUGCAGGCGCUGACGAGCUCGGCGCUCCAACUCCCAGCACAAGCAGCCACGCCUUCCUCGGCUUCGGAGACGCACACACGUCCCUGUCCCAGAUGGUGUACGGCGGGACGCGCCCGCCGUACCAGGCAGGGGACUCUGGGUUCGGCAGCGCGCAGGCCGAGCAGCCUGGGACGCACCUCGCCCCAGACUUGCUGUCUCUCACAACCGAGGCCUGGGAGAAUCCCGGCUUCCACUUCCAGGCUGCAGCGCGCUACCUGCAGGAGCUGCGCGUGUGGGUACGGCGCGCCAAGGUCCAACUGCGCCCGCCGUCCAUGAAGGGUGGCCUCGCGGUGCCUUCCGAGUGGAUUGGACAACUCGACACACUCCAACACGGCGUCGAGGCCUUCAGUCUGAUUCCUCAUACGACCCCAGGAGCUGCGGCGGCGCUGAUGCGGCAGGAGAUCCUUCUUCGGUGGAUUUUCUCUGUCAACGAACAGCAGGUGUCGAUGCACGCGACCCGCCUUCUGUCCAAGGCGCAUGCCAUCUACAAGUGCAUCGGUGGAACGAGGGGAUGCCCCGUCAUUGCAUGUCAAUUGGCGGACGCUCUCUUCGACAGCCAGCGAAUGCUGACGGCGCGUCAGCUGUACGCGACUCUGGCUCAAGCGCUGUCUGUGAACCUGUUCAAUCGGGCGUCUCUCCUCUCCUCGUCCUUCUGCGCCGGUGCUCGUUUCCCCGUGGGAGGUUGCGACGCCGCUGGAGCUAGAGACGGGAGAGGCGAGGCCGGCGCGCAGCUCAGCAGAUCGGCAGACGCUGGAGAGGCCGGGAGACCGUCGGGGCGAGGCGGCGAGAACGACGCAGGACACAGAGGACGAGAAAGGGGAUAUGGCGAGAUCUCUUCGAGAAACAGCGACAGGAGAGCCAGAGAGAGACGCAGAAGCAGAGAAGAAACAGACCCACAGAGCGACAUAGCGAGCGACUCAGAAGACGAAGAUACGCAACAGAUGAUGUGGGCAUCCUGGUGGUGGCCUCUCUUGGAGUACGUCUUGGCGCGCUUGUUGCUUUCGAUUUGUUCGCUUCUUUCGCUGGCUCCGCCGCCCUUCUUGUAUGACCUCGCUCACGUCAAUCCGCUCUUCCACUGCAUCGAAGCUCGUCACGCGCCGUCCUCUCUUUCGCAGUCUGUAGGUGAGGAGGCCGCAAGCAAAAGUGCGUCGCCUCAGGACGACCUUUCGAGCAACGGGAACUCUGUGUUCUCUUCCUUGUCUUCUCUCGAUUCAAGUUCCGGCGGGCCGGAUUCGUCGCUUCCUGCUUCCUCGCCCGGCGCGGCUCACUUCUCUAGUGGCGAGCCGGGGCCUUUCCUGGACGCUUCUGGAGCCUCCGCUUUCCCUGGCAACGACGCGCAGGCCGUGCACGGAGACCCCAGAGCGGGUCACCUGCACGCAAGUGAUGGCAGCGCCAAGUGUGCACCUGCAACGUGCAACCGUGCAGCGGAUGCUGCCGAAGCAGAGAGCCGAGCUGGAAGAGAGGGCGGCGAGACGAGGGCAUCCGGCCCGUCGCGUGUGCACGCUGAGGGCGAUGAAAGACACUCAGGCGGCGUGGCACGUGCCGGGGUGUCGGCGAGUCUUCCGCUGCAAGCGCUGGCGCCUCUGCCGUCGUUUCUCGACUUUGAAAACUACCGCAUCGGUGUCCUCUGCGUCUUUGAGUUGAUGAAUCUGUUCGCUCUGAGAGCGGGGCGGGAGGACCCCGAAGGCGAGAAGCGGAGACAGCUGCGUGCCUUCCUGCUGCUCGCGCUUCUUCCGAAACUCCAGCAUCUGGUGGAAAGCGAGGAAGGCCAGAGCUCGCCGGGAAAACUGGAGACCGGGCACAGCGGCCACUCAGGCUUCGCGUCUUGCGCGCCAAACCCGCUGCGUGAGGACAGACGUUUGGACAGGAGCGAAGAGGCAAAGGCGCGAGGAGACGCGAGAAGAGAGCGAGGCAACGUCACCGUUUCGCUUCCAGGAGUCGUUGCGUGGCUCGCCUUCCCGAAUCCCGACGAACUCCACCGAGAAGCUGUGGCGCUGUGGAGACGCGAAGAUGCGAGGAAACCGACUCAGAAGGCUUCCAGGGCCAGGGGAGAGGCAGAAGUGGCGGCGCCUGGCGACGCAGGCGGCCGGAAGAAAAGAAGAUCCGUCGUCCAGGGAGUCCUCUGUCUGAUUCAGAGGUUCGGCCUCGACUUGGAAGUCGCCAGUCGAGGAGUCCUCGUCACCUCCCGAGGCCCGCUGCCGUGUCGCCUUCUCCCGCUUGCGUCUGCGGAAGAGGACGAGAGCGCGAGACAACUCCCCGCCGACCACGAACCAGGCGACGACCUCGAAAAGGACGAACGGGGUGAACGCCGAGCUCGCGAGAAUCUCCGGGACAGAUCGGCCAAGGCCACACCGCGCGCUUUGGUUUCUUCGGCCUCGUCCGUUGCGUCGGCGGAUCUGUGCGGCCGUCGCCCGUAUUCGGGAGCGGCGGCAGGCCGACCGGGGGUGGUCAUUCCAUCGGAAAGUCUCUGUUGUUUUCGCCUGAUGGUGUAUCCGUUUGAUGGGGCGCGAAGGCCUCUCUCACCCUUUUUCCCCUCGCCUGCUUCCCUCUCGGCGCCGCUGCGCGUUCUUGGCCUCGCCUUCAAGUGGCAACUCUGUCGCUUCGUCACCUUUACGCUCUCCACCUUGCUCCCUCUGGACACAGCCAGUCCGCCUCCUCAACUGGAGCCGGGGCAAAUGAAGCAAGUGAGGCGUCUGCGUGGCGAGUUGCGUGACGGGCGAGGUCGGGAAGAGUCUAUGAGCUCGCGCUUUCCGUUUUCGGCGAGGGCCGCCGCAGGCGUCAUCCGAGACAGAGGAGAGGGUGCGGGGAACGGGGGACAAGACGAGGAGUAUGGAGACAUUUCACUCGACGCUUCCGCCGCGAAACGAAUCGAACCGUCGACUGCAUCCAAUGCGUCUCCCGAGUCUUGUUCCUCGUUCGCCCCUCUUCUCGACGUCCUCGCAGAGGUCCCACGCGGGAGCUGGCCGCAGCCUGUGCGCCACGCCCUUCUCCAGAAGCGCCUGAGCGUUCCGCCGCCGCCCAUGCCGCCCUCUCAUACCGGGGAAGACGUAAAAACCUCGCCGCUCCUGUUUCUCCCCGGCACAAAACCGCCGGAGGACGUCCGUCCAGAUCGUUUCUUCCGCGUGGGUUUGUCCACCCCGGCGUUCGCGUGGAAAGACGAAAUCGUUCCCCUGGUUCUUCGGAUUGUGAAGAACUCAGGGAGUCUUCCUUCGCACCUUUCGCGGUGCCGGCUUCUUCUCUUCGCUUCUCACGAGGCAGCGGCGUCGGAACUGGUGUCUUCUCGCGGGGCGCCGGGGCGCAGUGUGAUCUCGGGGGCUCCUGAGGCCGAAGGAGUGGGGACUGCGGGUGCGAGGCCCGCAGCUUCGGCGUUCCUGGAGGAGACGGGCGCAAAGCAUGCACCAGGUUUGGACACUGAGUCAGCGGACGAUGGAUCGAAGCGCGAAACUGAUAGAGACACCGGUGAGGCGAGAGCGAGACCUGCAGCUGCCGUGCGUGCACGCGGCGAGCCGGAAGGACAGGAGAAGGACGGGGAAGAGAGGCCCUUGCGAAGAGAUGGCGGGCAAGCGUUUUUCUCUGCGGAGCCAAGUCGGCUCCAAAGCAGAGAGAACCGCCUGCACAGUUGGGGCUGGCCAGCGCGUGCAGAGCCUCCGCAUGGCUCCUUUGAAAGCCUCGGCGGCCUCGUGGGACGCGUCGAGUCCCUGGUUGCUUUUGCCGCCUUCCUGGAAGAGCGGGGAGAGGAGCGCGGGCUCCGUGGCGAAGCCGUCGGAGGAGGUUCGCGGUUCAGGGCGCUGUUCCCCGUCUCUGUGUCUGCGAAUCGCCCUGUCCUGUCCCUCGAUUUCGACGGUCUCGGCGAGCCCGAUGCAGUGCAGGAAACGCAGGCGAAGGGACUGGAAGCGGGCGAAGCUACGCGGGAAGGGGGCGUCAGUCGGUUUCGUGUGCAUCAGGAGCCACCGCGGGGAGGCAACCCGGGGACGGAUUCGGCCGGUUCAUCCGAGUCGGCACGUGGCUGGCGAGGGUCCAAGACCGCUGGGGCGCCAUCCGAACGUCCAAGUGGCUGUCCAAACUGCCUGGCUCACAUGGCAGCUCACUACAGAGCUUUAGGCUACAACUGUGAAGGCCCUGGAGACCGCGCGCGUGGCGAGGAAGGAGAGACGCUCAUCCUUUCCCGUCCCCCGAGAAGGCUGCUUGCUGGAUCGGGUGGAGACGGCGAAGUCCGCGAUGAGGCCUGGGGACUGUGUGGAGCCCAUUCGGCAGACUCGGCUUCUUCCUUCUUGUUCGAGAACGACAUGCGUGAACUGGCUCGAGAUCCCAGUGACGCGUCGCGCUCUUCUGUUCGACUCUUCACGUUUCGACCCAGCCGCCCCAAGGCGCGGUUUCCAGGGCAGCCCUCUCGAGGAGGGUCCAUCCCCUCUCUUGCGGAAGGGCAAGAAGGACCAUGCUUGCAACCUGCACUCGGCGAGUCCAGCGGCGGCCGCAGCGGGUGUUCCACGCGGGAAAUGCCGGCGCAGAUCCCAGCGAAGACCUCGACGGACGCAGAAGGCGCCGCGGGGGACGCUGCGGGGUUCUCUCCUCUCGACUGCUCUCCCUCGGACCCACACGCCGCCUCCGCUGUGGGGCGGUGGGCAGAGGCAAGCCCAAAUGCGGAGGGGUCGUCCGACGCUCUGAACAGGAGAGAGGAAGAGGGAGGAGAGAGAGCGACGGGUUGCGGACCGGACUCACUUGGCGAGGAAAUCGCUGUACCCCUUUUGUUUAGAGCAAAAGCCCCGGGAGCUGUGCAGAUUCGCGUCGUCUUGGAGUUUCCGUCCCGUCCUCGGUGCCGGAGAGGCCCGCGCGCCGGUGGGGAGGGCGAGGCGUGGCAAGAUGCGGCCGACGAGGAAGCCUUCCUCGACCUCGACCCCCAGGAAGACUUCGUGACGGCUGCAGGCAGCAUUCUGGUGCAGAACCCCGUGGCAGUGCAACUGCAAGCCGCUCCGUUCGCCGCUGCAAACCGGCCGGGAGAUGGAGAGGAGCAGACAGACUCUCCGCGUGGGUUGCCCUUCCCGCCCGAGAACGCAGCGGGGAUCGCCUGCGGCGGCGUUGCGCCGCUGGCCUAUCUGCAUCUCGCGAAUCCCUCGAGCAUCUCUCUGAGGCUCGACGACGUGCGCCUCACACCCUUGGCCACCUGCAGGCCGGAAGGCGGGGAAAAGGGUGCGGGAAGCGACGUGGGCAGAAACGCACACGCGCAAACGGCGGAAAACCGCCGUGGGUUCUCUGCAGACGACGGACGGCAGGGAGGCGGAACAGAACCGGAGCGAGUCAGGAAACCUUCGCAUCAAGAGGGUACCGCGAGCGAAAACGCGUGCACGUGGCGCAUCUGUUCCGAGUGCGGAACCUUUCUUCCCAGCAGCGUUUCGCUGACAAAGAGAGCCGGUGGGGAAGGCAGCGCGACGGAAGAAAGAAACCCUGUGGAGGCGGCUCUUUCGCCACCGCUUAUCGGGUGUCGGGCGACGGUGGAGAGUCUGGAGGCGUGGAGUGCGAUAGUUGACCUGGAGGGCCUUCUCCGUAGUCUGGUGUCUACGGAGACAGCUAGCCGGGAAGAGCAGCAGUCGGAAGGCAGGAGACACCUGGCCGCCGCGUCCGAGUAUGCGUUCCCCUUCUCCCUCCUGUCACUGCUUCCUGCAUGCGUUGACCUAUCGCCCGUGACAAUCCGCGUAACACACGCGCCCACUCCGACAGUUGGUGUCCCCUUCACGCUCCGGGCGACCAUCACAAAUAACACGGCAGAUCCUCAAGAAGCAACCGUGCAGCUGGUUUACCCUCCGGCGGCGGCGUCAGUCGAAGCGCGGCUUCAGGCGGAAAGUGACCUUGCCGGGGACGGACCCCCCGAGUCGGCGCGAGGGUGGAGUCGACGGUCUGACUGUCCGUACUUGAUCACCGGCAUUAUGUCUACAGACCUUCUUCUGUCUCCUGCGAGUGACCGAGUCAUGCAGUGGACGCUGGUGGCAUGCCGAGCCGGAGCGUUUUCGGUGCCGACCGUGGUCGUGCAAUGUCAUCGAUGCCUGUCGGGCACAUCUGCAACUCCGGCGACAGUCUUUGAGGAAGUCGAAGACACAGCAGAACCUGAUGUGGCACAGCAACUGAGCCAAGCUCUCAGAGAAGCCAUUGAAGGAGACAGUCCGCAGGCGCCCGACUCGUCACGCGGCGGGUCGGUUUUCAUGUCCCAUCUGACCCAUGUUGUUGUCUUUCCCAAUCCUCAGCGUGUUGGAUAG